Messenger RNA from Procambarus clarkii (red swamp crayfish), 1712 nucleotides. It is a transcript of the gene Spf45, whose product is annotated as splicing factor 45. NCBI's taxonomy places the organism in Eukaryota, Metazoa, Arthropoda, Malacostraca, Decapoda, Cambaridae. The record is from RefSeq and is a predicted model, not a curated record. Gene Ontology annotation, cellular component: precatalytic spliceosome. Gene Ontology annotation, molecular function: RNA binding. Gene Ontology annotation, biological process: mRNA cis splicing, via spliceosome; alternative mRNA splicing, via spliceosome.
AUAGAGAGGACCCCUCACAUAAACACAGGCGGCCGUGGGCGACCACUGGUGUAGGAGAGAAAAGUACUUAGCAGAAUGUGGCCCAGCUCUCAGCCCUCAACAGCCAAAAAGCCAGUAAUCCCAACACAAGUCUUGGCUCUGUAGGAACACUAUGUGUGGGGCCAACUUCAGUAAAGGCAGCAUGUAGCACAGUGACGAAUAUUUUCUAAAACUUUGUAUUAGGAGAGAUCAAGUUUUGCUUUAGUUAGAGCCGAGUUAUUCCUUACCUUUCAUUACAAAAAAUGUAUGAAAAUAUAUCUACUGUGCCUUGCUUUUACAGUCCAGAUAUGUCGCUGUAUGACGAUAUUGACACGGACAAAGCGUCGGGCGCUUCAGGAUGGGCGUCGGGCAUCAAACUUAUGCAUAAUCAGCUUGCUUUUAAAAAGGCAACGAUCACAACACCAAAGCGAGACCAGACUCGACGUGGGACUGGCGCCAAAUUACCACCAGUAAUUGAUCUAAAGUCAAGGCGCGAGGAUGAUGAAAAUACUCCUCCAUCAUUUUUUCAGGGACAGAAGGAAUUUGCAAGAACUACAGGAACCGCGCCAUAUGUUGGCUCCAGCGACCCCGAAUGGAAAUUUGUCAAUGAAUAUGACCCAAUAUGGCCCAAUGACUAUGAGAAAGUCGUCAAAGAAAUGAGAGAGAAGAGAGACCGAGAAGAGGAAGAAACAAGAAUAAAGGAGAGAGAAGAGAGAGAGAGGAAGAGAAGGGACAGAGGAAGUAGCGAAGAGGCAACAGGCUUUGCACGUCUAAGAGAGCCCGAAGAGGAGGAGGAGGAGGAGGAAGAAGAGCGACCACGAAGAGGUGCCGGUGCAGCCAUUGCACCACCUCCGUCACUAGGCGCAGACGAUGGAUCUUCCCCUGUUGGUGGCUCGAGUAAAGGAGCCAACUUUAGUGGUUUGGGUAGCACCAUUGCUGCAAAAAUUAUGGCAAAAUAUGGGUUUAAGGAAGGUCAAGGCCUUGGUAAAAGUGAGCAAGGCAUUGUUCGUGCUCUGGAGGUGGAAAAGACAAGUAAGCGAGGGGGUCGAAUUGUAUUGGAGCGUGAGGACUCUCCGGGACCACCAGCCAUGCCGCCCCCUGUUGCCCCACCUCCCACACGCACACCACAGUCGGAAAAGCCCGAGGCAAAGAUGGCACACAUUCUACGAAAUCCAUCUAAAGUGGCGCUUCUCAGGAAUAUGGUGGGUCCAGGGGAGGUGGAUGACGAAUUAGAGCCAGAAGUGCGUGAGGAAUGCAAUGGGAAAUAUGGGGCUGUAGUUCAAGUGGUGAUCUUUGAAAUUCCGAGGGCUGUUCCUGAAGAAGCCGUUCGCAUCUUUGUAGAAUUUCAGAGAGUUGAAUCGGCCAUUAAGGCUGUAAUUGACUUGAACGGGAGAUUCUUUGGUGGACGCCAAGUGAAAGCUGGGUUCUAUGACCAUGAAGAUUUCAAGGCAUUCAAACUCAAUGAAGCUUGUGAUUAACUCUCGAACUUGGAAGAGUCGGGAUACUCAUAAAAGUUCUCUAGGAUUAUUUUCCAAUUCAUUUAUAAAAAGACAUAAAGUUAAAGAAAAAAAAUGGGAUAAAGAUAUUUUUUGCAAUUGUUUGACAAAUAGAUUACAUGCUAUGCUUAAAUUUGAUAAUUAUAUCUGUUUCGUCGAUUGUGAAGUGUUUUGCCUUGCAAAUAAAGCUACAAUAUU